AUGGCGAAAUCUAAGAAAAUCUCAACGGGUCAAAAAAUAGGUUGUGAGAGUCUCCUUGGGUGUAUUUUCCAGAGCUGGAGUCCUCGCCGGCGAAAACCAUCUUUACCGGAAAAAGAUCACAAGGCAAAAGAUUACUUGCCUCCCAAGUCAACCACCAUUACAAACCCUAAAACCCUCCCGAGAAAAUCAACCGAUUCUUCAUCUCAGGCAAAGAAACCAGAGCCACAGAAACCCCAAAAAAAGACGAAAUCCGACGAAAGUGACCCAAGAAAAUCAUCAGAUUCCGCCAGAAAAUCGAUAUCGUCAGGAGCGUCGUCGAGAACAGAGAGCAAGAGGUUUUCAGUGAACGGCGUGAUGGGAAACAUCAUCGUGAAACCACAGCCUGCCGCUGAGGUGGCACAAACAAGAAGUCGGUGGGAGGGCAAAAGGGUAAAUUACAGACUCGAUCCGGAGGCUCUGAAGAGAAUGGGAAACGAAGAGUAUUGUCGUGGAAGGUUUGAAGAAGCUCUUGUGUUUUACGAGAGAGCCAUUUCAGUUGACCCCAAAACGCCGACGUAUUGGUCUAACAGAUCCGCCGCUCUGAUCAGUCUCGGUCGCCUUCUAGAAGCUUCCGAUGCUUGCGAGGAAGCGUUAAGACUAAACCCGACUUACGAGAGAGCUCAUCAGAGACUCGCUUCCCUCCAACUCAGAUUGGGUGAGGUUGAAAAAGCUUUGAGUCACUAUAACCAAGCUGGAAAAUACACAGAGACAAAACAUAUAGAACAAGUUGAAGAUGUUAUAAAAUGCUUAAGGAGGUGCGAUGAAGCUCGAAGAUCAAAGGAAUGGAACGUUGUGUUGAAGGAGACUAGCUUUGCGAUAUCAUAUGGAGCCGAUUCUUCUCCUCGGGUCUAUGCGCUCCAAAGCGAGGCCUUAUUGCAUCUACAACGACACGAGGAAGCCUACAACGUGUACCAGAAAGGAACAAAACACUUCGAUGUCGAUUGUUUCAUAAAGAUUUUUGGUCUAUCCAUCACUUCUUACCACUUAAUGGUCGGAGCUCAGGUCUACAUUGCAGCAGGAAGAUUUGAAGAUGCAGUAGCUGCGUCAAGGCAAGCGGCUAGACUGGAUCCGAGCAACGAAGAAGUAAACGUGCUGGAUAGAAAGGCAAGAGCGGUUGCUGCAGCGAGACUCAGCGGAAAUUUGCUCUUCAAUGCUUCGAAAUUCGAAGUGGCUUGCGUGGUUUACACGGAAGGACUUGAGAAAGAUCCUUAUAAUGCCCUCUUGCUUUGUAACAGAGCUGCCUCUAGAUUCAAGCUUGGUUUGUUCGAGAAAGCCAUCGAAGAUUGCACAUUGGCUCUCAGUCUCCAGCCUUCGUACCGGAAAGCGAGGCGGCGCAGGGCGGAUUCUAAUGCCAAGUUGGAGAAAUGGCAACAAGCGAUUCAAGAUUAUGAAUUGUUGAUUACGGAGACACCUGGAGACGAGGAGACUAGAAGAGCCUUGGCUGUGGCAAAUGUCCGGUUUAGGAAACUGACCGGUCGAGAUGUCCGGUUUAAAGGAAUCGACUCGGAUUUAGUUGUGGUAAAUUGAAAUGGGAGGAGAUUUGAGUUUAAGUAAGCCGAAUUGUAUAGUUUUGAGAUGUUUUGAAGAUUCGAUUGUGUCUGCUUGUUUGUUUUGCCUUGUUUUACUAAAUUAGGUCUCAAAUUUUAUUUGAGCGGGCCUUUUUUUGUGUGUU
Molecule: messenger RNA, 1711 nt
Organism: Eutrema salsugineum
Lineage: Eukaryota; Viridiplantae; Streptophyta; Magnoliopsida; Brassicales; Brassicaceae
Product: inactive TPR repeat-containing thioredoxin TTL3
Exons: 5
Coding region: 1-1566 (521 amino acids)
Cellular component (GO): cytoplasm
Molecular function (GO): protein binding
Source: RefSeq, a predicted model, not a curated record